GGAUGGAAGCCUUCGAGCCGAGGACGAUCGGCCAAACGGAGGCAAAAACCUAAACCCCUAAGCAGGUACAGGAGAAAGACUGCUAACGCUCGGGAACGGAGCAGAAUGAGGGAAAUCAACGAGGCGUUCGAAGCGCUCCGAAGAGCUGUUCCGCAUCUGGCGGUGGACGCGCACAAUGAAAAGCUGACGAAAAUCACCACCCUACGGCUGGCCAUGAAGUACAUUUCCGCAUUGAGCGGGUUGUUGUCGGCACAGCCUUCGCCAGGUACCGCGACCGGAACUUCGCCGUCCCAGUCGGACGUGGACUCUCUACUCAGCGAGUACGCGCCCGACUUACUGAGCGAGUGCUCUCUGUCGACGCCACCCGGAAGCAGCAGUGGCGGCGGCUGUGGUUUUCUGGACCCUGUUUUCAGAGACUUAAACGCCUAUUCGCUCUCGCCUUCUUCCUGUUCUACCGACGUUGGAUUCCCGUCCCUGUUGGCCACCGACUUUCCGGACGCCGCUUCGUUCAUGCCGUUCGCCGAUCAUGCCCUGCCGCCCAUCGACUUCAACGGCGACCCGUACAUAUUCGAAGACAACUUCGCCACAGAGUUCAGUUAGAUCUGCCCGUUUUCUACGAGGUGCCAUAUAAAAAUUCACGUGAAACGGUAACGUGUUCUAUUUAUGGUUUGAUUUUCAUGUUCGCUUACCGUUUUAACAGAUGAUUUUUAUUAUAUUUAAACAAUUUGUGAUAAGUUCGGUCGA
This is a messenger RNA of Daktulosphaira vitifoliae (grape phylloxera), 744 nucleotides long. RefSeq lists its product as uncharacterized. The record is from RefSeq and is a predicted model, not a curated record. Bases 106 to 600 code for a protein of 164 amino acids. Gene Ontology annotation, molecular function: protein dimerization activity. NCBI's taxonomy places the organism in Eukaryota, Metazoa, Arthropoda, Insecta, Hemiptera, Phylloxeridae. The transcript has 2 exons.